Molecule: messenger RNA, 3205 nt
Organism: Larimichthys crocea (large yellow croaker)
Lineage: Eukaryota; Metazoa; Chordata; Actinopteri; Sciaenidae
Gene: tnni3k
Product: TNNI3 interacting kinase
Exons: 25
Coding region: 491-2998 (835 amino acids)
Biological process (GO): protein phosphorylation; proteolysis
Molecular function (GO): protein kinase activity; ATP binding; protein binding
Source: RefSeq, a predicted model, not a curated record
UGGGUCAUGGUGCGUAUUUGGAGCAUCUGGCACACUGCUCAUAGACAUGUCCGUUGUCUUAUAACGGUGUGAGACAAAAGGGCAACAGCGGACAUUUAUUAAUAACAUUAAUUAAUGCAUCGCAGUAAAUACUGCAGUCAUUAAUAAUGAUAUUAGUCAUCAUGUCUGCUGUGAAAAAUGCGUGACAGAAAGUUUUGGAACCACUGAACUAGCACUGAAUGAUGCAUGUAAAGUACAGACUAUCUGGCACAGUGCAGGGCACCGAUGAACUGCUUUGUUUUUAUGCUGUACACACACUCGGAGGGAGAUCAGUUGUCGUAGUUGUUCGGCAUUCCACUCAAAGGUGUUUAUUUUUAGCCCACAGCCAUGAUCAACCCCACACCCCCUUUAUCUGGACCUGUGCAAUUGUGUCAGAGUGAGAGAUUGUAUUACUGCUUUACUCUAGAGAACCAAACUACACAGCACAUAUUACAAGAGAAGGAUCAUAUCAAUGGGAAAUUACAAAUCAAGACCCUCGCAGACGUGUACAGAUGAGUGGAAGAAGAAGGUGGGCGAAUCAUACUCGGUGAUCAUUGAGAAGCUGGAAGAUGACCUCCAGCUCAAAGACAGUGAGCUCGCAGACCUCAAACUGGCUUUCAGCUCUGAUGAGGCUUUUCAGAAGGUGAACGUGAGCUACCGAACAGAGAAGGGGCUGUCGCUGCUGCAUCUCUGCUGUGUAUGCGGAGGUAACAAGGCCCAUAUCCGUGCCCUGAUGCUCAAAGGCUUGCGUCCUUCCAGACUGUCCAGGAAUGGAUUUACUGCGCUCCACCUGGCUGCUUACAAGGAUAAUGCUGAGCACUUGACUGCACUUCUCCAUGGAGGGUCAGAUGUGCAGCAAGUGGGCUACGGUGCCCUCACUGCCCUUCACAUAGCCACAUUGGCUGGGCACCAUGAGGCAGCAGAUAUUCUCCUGCAGCAUGGAGCUUAUGUGAAUGUUCAGGAUGCUGUGUUUUUCACCCCACUGCAUAUUGCUUCUUAUAACGGAAAUGAGCAGGUGGCAAAGCUGCUGCUGAAGUUUGGGGCAGAUGUGAAUGCGAGUGGUGAGGUUGGUGACCGGCCGCUGCACCUGGCUGCAGCCAAAGGUUUACUCGGCAUCGUCAAACUGCUGAUGGGGGAAGGAAGCAAAGCUAACGUAAAUGCCCAGGACAAUGAAGAUCAUGUUCCUCUCCACUUCUGUGCCCGCUUUGGUCACCAUGAGAUUGUUCGCUUCCUCCUGCAGGGCAACUUUGAACUACAGCCUCACUCUGUCAACAUCUACGGGGACACACCAUUGCACUUGGCCUGCUAUAAUGGGAAAUUUGAGGCAGGGAAGGAGAUUAUACAACUUUCUGGCACAGAAAGUCUGUCAAAGGAGAACAUAUUCAGUGAGACAGCACUUCACAGUGCAUGCACCUAUGGUAAAGACCUGGAGAUGGUGAAGUUCUUGUUGAGCCAGAAUGCGAUGAACAUCAACCAUCAGGGCAGAGACGGACACACAGCUCUGCACAGUGCCUGUUUUCACGGCCACAUCCGCCUGGUGCAGUUCUUGCUAGACAGCGGGGCGGACAUGAACCUGGUUGCCUGCGAUCCCAGCAGGUCCAGCGGGGAGAAGGAUGAGCAAACCUGCCUGAUGUGGGCUUAUGAAAAAGGUCAUGAUGCCAUUGUCACCUUAUUGAAACACUACAAACGUCCAGAUGAGUCCCCUUGCAAUGAGUACUCCCAGCCAGGAGGGGAUGGGUCCUACGUUUCUGUCCCGUCUCCUCUGGGAAAGAUCAAAAGCAUGACUAAAGAGAAAGCAGAAGUUCUCCUGCUCAGGGCCAGCCUCCCAUCUCAUUUCCAUCUUCAGCUAUCUGAGCUGGAGUUCAAUGAGAUUAUUGGAUCAGGCUCCUUUGGAAGAGUCUACAAAGGCAAAUGCCGAAACAGAAUCGUUGCCAUAAAACGCUACCGAGCCAACACGUACUGCUCCAAGUCAGACGUGGAUAUGUUCUGCAGGGAGGUCUCCAUCCUUUGCCGCCUCAAUCACCCCUGUAUCAUCCAGUUUGUGGGAGCAUGUUUGAAUGACCCCAGCCAGUUUGCCAUCGUAACCCAGUAUAUCUCUGGAGGCUCUCUGUUCUCUCUGCUGCACGAGCAGAAGAGGCUUAUCGACCUGCAGUCCAAGCUCAUCAUUGCCAUUGACGUGGCCAAGGGCAUGGAGUACCUGCACAAUCUCACCCAGCCUAUCAUCCACAGGGACCUCAACAGCCACAAUAUUCUGCUGUAUGAGGAUGGUCAUGCAGUGGUGGCUGAUUUUGGAGAGUCUAGAUUUCUACAAUCCGUGGAUGAGGAUAACAUGACCAAGCAGCCAGGGAACUUGCGUUGGAUGGCGCCUGAGGUGUUCACCCAGUGUACUCGCUAUUCAGUGAAGGCAGACAUGUUCAGCUACGCACUUUGUCUCUGGGAGCUGCUUACUGGAGAAAUCCCCUUCGCUCACUUGAAACCUGCUGCUGCUGCAGCAGACAUGGCCUACCAUCACAUCCGGCCUCCUAUUGGCUACUCCAUCCCAAAACCCAUCUCUGCACUUCUGAUGAGAGGCUGGUACGCCUGCCCAGAGGACAGGCCUGAGUUCUCUGAAGUGGUUUCCAACCUGGAGGAAUGCUUGUGCAAUGUUGAGCUGAUGUCUCCAGCCUCCAGUAACAGCAGUGGAUCCCUGUCACCCUCCUCUUCCUCUGACUGUCUGCUUGGCCGAGGAGGACCCGGUCGGAGCCACGUGGCUGCCCUGCGCUCCCGUUUUGAACUUGAGUAUGCUCUCAAUACUCGGGCUUACGCCUUCUGGACUCAGAGUGAGCGGCGUCGUGCAUCUGGAGGCCUUUCACUGGAGGAACUCAGAAGGAACAUGCAGUUUUCUCCUAUUGAUCGAAACGGAUACGUGUCUGAUCCCAUGAGCACCAUGAGAUUGUGCUCAUCUUUAAGCAGCAGCGGCAGCUUUGAGGACAGUAACUGAACAUGCUUUGAGCACUUAUCUCUUUUUAUUAUCAUCAUAUGAAUUCGUGCCUGUUUUUGACUUUUAAGCAAAACUGUAUAAAUAGACGAUAGAAGCACUAGAUACUGCUGACUAAGCAUUUACAGUAUAUAUCUUUCAGUUGUUUACACUCUAGUGUUGUGUCAUAUUUGGUUUAUUUGUUAUUAUGUAACAAUAUAAUGUAAUUAA